Molecule: messenger RNA, 3270 nt
Organism: Ctenopharyngodon idella (grass carp)
Lineage: Eukaryota; Metazoa; Chordata; Actinopteri; Cypriniformes; Xenocyprididae
Gene: golim4b
Product: golgi integral membrane protein 4b
Exons: 12
Coding region: 310-1758 (482 amino acids)
Cellular component (GO): Golgi apparatus; Golgi membrane
Source: RefSeq, a predicted model, not a curated record
GAGUUGGCGAGAACAAACUGACUGUAAUGAUAGUUUUUUCUAAAUGACACGUAUGAAAGUUUUGAAAAAGCCAGUUCAUAGUCAUUAGUCGGACUUACUUUUUCCGUAAGGGAUAAGUAGCCUAUAAUUAGAGCGAACUUGAAAAGUAGGCCCUAUACGAGAAAGCAACUGGUGCGUCCAUUAAAGGGACCGCAUCUCAAGGGAAAAAAAAUAAACAGACGGAUCAUUGUGGCUUUCCUAAACAUUUACGUUACUGAAGAAUCGGAUGGCACAUAGUCUUUACCGUCUACUCAAGAAGAGGAGGAAAAGAUGGGGAAAGGAAUUUGUUCGAGACGACAGAGAAGAAUAUUUCAGUCUUUCCUACUUCUCAGCUUCGUUUGCGGGACGUUGUGCGCCUUCAUGAUCUCAUAUGAGAUGCAUAAAGAGCUGAAAAAGACUGAGGCGACGGCUUUGAAGUACCAGCAGCAUCAAGAGUCACUUUCUGCGCAGCUGCAAGUGGUAUACGAGCAUCAUUCUAAACUAGAGAAAUCCCUCCAGAAAGAGAGACUUGAGCAUAAGAAGGCUGAAGAGGAUUUCCUUGUGUUUAAGCGGGAAUCACAGAAGGCCCUCAACAAAGAAAAGCAAGAUUCAAGCUAUCGACUGAAAGCUCUGCAGACAGAGCACCAAAUACUGAAGUCCCAGCAUGAAGACUUAAAGAUGCAAUACUAUGAACUUCAAGAGAAGCACCAGAAUCAAGGGCAGGAUCAUGAACGUGUGCUGGAUGAGCACAGACUGGAAAUAGACAACCUACAGAGAGAGAAAGAGGUUGAAAUAUCCAGACUGAAAGAGAAUGUGUACAACCUUCGAGAGGAGAACAGACAGCUACGGAAAGCUCAUCAGGACAUCUACACACAGUUACUUGAUGUGCAGGAACAGCACAAGAACCUGCAAGCUUCAAAAGAUCAUCUCACACUCACAUUAGAAGACCAUAAAAAUGCACUUGUUGCAGCUCAGGUGGAAGGAUAUGAGGAAAAUGGAAAAGGGUUAUCCCCUCAAGGUGUGUUGGAGAUUGAAAAUAACAAUGCGACCAAAGUGGCAAUGAAGCAGCCUCGGAAAAUUGAUAUUUUUGCUGAGGGAAACGGCAAGAAAGAGGAGAGAAGCACAUCAAAGGAUAGAGGAGGAGAGGAUAAGGGGGAAAAGGCAGUGCUGGAACAUUCCUUAUCAAACCCAGAAGAGCUGGGCAUUAACCCUCGCAAGAACACACUAAGCCAAAGCCCGGAGAAACAGACACAGACGGAGCCACUUCACAGAACUAAAGUACACUUUGAGGCUUUGGAUACAGUUAUUGCUGGAAAUGCUGUGCAAUCACAUAAUGUUUUGGCUGGACGAGAAGAUGCAAAAGAUGUAGAGGACCCUCAAAAUCAUGACAAGGGCCUAGGAGAAAAAAACCUGAACAUUGAGAAUGAGGCCAAAAAUCAGAACGAAGAUGAAUUAAAAGAGGCAAAAGAAGAAACUGAGUACAAGACCAAUGCGAACAAGAUCAGGCCUGAAGAAGAUGAGCAGCUUGUGGUGGCAGGCAAUCCAGAGCAGCAAGAGGACCAGCCGGAUGAGCAAUAUGAAGACGAUGUAGAGGAUGAGACUCUUGAUGACUCAGUGCAUGACAGACAGAAGAGAGCAGAGGAGGAAGAGAGUGAAGAAGAAGAUCCCUACAGUGAGCGUAAUGGAGCACGGGUCAGCCAAAUGCUUAAGAAGUCUGUUCCUGUCAAUCAAAUAAAAUGAGUGAGAAGCAUGUAGAAAAGAAUUGUAACUUUGUACUUGAAAAUGCAGAACAAUGUGUUCAGAAUGUAAAUGCACUAUAAUGUUUGGCAGGCGAAAUAGUGCAUUUUGAGAACAGAAGAUCUGAAAUAUCGUUAAAUAAUGAAUUGUUUCAGGGCCACAACAAAGUGAAUGAAGAACCAGAAGCAGAAACCGAUGCCAAUCAGGAGAGCUUCCAAGAAACAUUGAUAAAAAGAAUAUGAAGAAGAUGGGAAAGCAGUCAAAAACUGAUUUUAUCAAAUGUGAAUAUGACUGCUUCUAGUGUCUACUGAGUGGCUUUACACAUCUCUUCUUGACUGGCAGAAAACUGAAGUGCAACAACUGUGAUCACUUUUUUUUAAGAAGUGACUACUUAUGAAGUGACUUGUACUUCUAAGUACAAGGAUUUGUUUAGCAUUUAUAUUUAAUCAAAGAAUUGUAUCUUCUUUAUCUUACUAAAUGAUAUGAACUGACACCCUGCUGAAUGAAAACUAAAGUAAACAUGCGUUCCAUAUGUCAGAAUAUUUCAGUGGUUUCUUAUAGGAAGUUAUUAUUUAUUUAUUUUUUAAAUAUUCACUCAGUUCAGUACUUGAAAUUUUUUAAAUAAAAUGUUAAAUAUGGGCUAAAAUAAAAUGUUUUCAAAUUAAUCUUCUUACUAAAAGUAGUAAUGUAGUAAAAGAGAUACAACAAAUAAGUAGAGGAAUAAAAAUACAAACUGUAAGUGUUUUAUGCUAUUAUUUUACUUUUUAUCUUGUAUAUUACUUUCAUCUGAGAACUUAAUGUACAUCUGGACUUUCUCUGUCAAGCAUAAGAAUAUUAAAUAUUAAAGCUAUAUGUGACUCUGGACCACAAAACCAGUCAUAAGUCGCACGAGUAUAUUUGUAGCAAUAGCCAUUGUAUGGGUCAAAAUUACCGAUUUUUCUUUUAUGCCAAAAAUCAUUAGGAUAUUAAGUAAAGGUCAUGUUCCGUGAAGAUAUUUUGUAAAUUUUCUACCAUAAAUAUAUCAAAAAUGUAUUUUUGUGAGUGGAUAUGCAUUGCUAAGGACUUCUUUUGGACAACUUUAAAGGCGAUUUUCUCAAUAUUUAGAUUUUUUUGCACCCUCAGAUUCCAGAUUUUCAAUAGUUGUAUCUCGGACAAAUAUUGUCCUAUCAUAACAAACCAUACAUCAAUGUGAAAGCUUAUUUAUUCAGAUGAUGUAUAAAUCUCAAAAAAUUGACCCUUAUGACUGGUUUUGUGGUCCAGGGUCAAAUAUAUGAGCUCUAUUAUUAUAAUUUAAAACUAUGGAAUUUUUAUGCUUCUGGAAAAGCAUAAAAAUUGCUAUGGAAAUUUUAUGCUUCAUUUUCUGAACAGAAAAUGUACUUAUUAAUUUAGAUAAACAGCAAAUAGAAAUAUUUUGACAUUUUUUUUAUAUAUUCUCAAAGCCAAAUAUGGAUUUUUUUUUUUUUUUUUUUAAAUUAUGAUUAAUGUGGUUUUGGUCAUAUUCACCUUUUUUUUUUA